UUUUUUUUAUUUUCAUUUUCUUCUCCUCUACAAAACCAUGCCGAACGACGACAAGGACGAUCCCGUCGACAAGGCUCGCCUGAAGCGCUUUCGCAAGAUUGAAUCGACUGUGGCGUUGAUGUCGGCGACAGACGGUGUUCCGAUCUACGACUUUAAGAGCUCGCUGCUCGGCUCGACCAUUGCCUCGGUCUUCACUGGCACCGAUUGCAUUGAAUGGCUCAUGCGCAAUUACAAGUUCUUUGACCGCGACGAGGCGAUUCGCUUUGCUCGCAUGCUCCAUCGUAUUGGCUACAUCUUCCCCGUCGACUCUUCCAGCUUCAAGGACGAUUCCAGCCAAUGCCGCUUCCAGACCCCUUACUUCUGGCCGUCUCAAAUGUGGGAGCCGUCCGACUUUGAGUACGCCGUCUACCUGAUCAAGCGCAAGUUGCGAGAGAAGAAAAAGUACCAGCUCGUGGACUACGAGCUGGAGGCGAUUGCCUCGCUCCAGCGCCGCCUGAGCAACCGCUGGGAGUUUGUUCUCAUGCAGGCUGAGGAGCAGGUCAAGUCUUCUCGUCAUCGCACCAAGAAGGAGCGUCAAGUGUUUGACAGCCAAGAGUAUGCCUUCUGGCGCAUUCACCGUCCUCCGCCGGACACUCCCGAUCACCGCGAGGUCGACCCCCGAAAAGCUUUCGCCAGCACGGCCAGUGAAAGCAACAAGACAAAGUCGCCCGCCCAGCUCGAGGCCGUUCAGUUGGCAGCGUUGCAAGAGACUGUCACCCAGCUCAAGUCUGCAAUUGCACGUCCCAAGAUCAAGGUUUCUCUUGCCGGAGAAGGAUUGGUCUCGCGGUGUGAAGUCUACGCGCCGUACGAUCCAUUCAUCACUUCGAUGGAGCCUUCCAACCCCUGGAUUACCGAUGACACCACGACAUGGGACACGAGCGACAAAAACCGCAUCGAACCUUCCGUCAUGUCCGCCAAGCGCUGGGGCAUUGCACUUAUGGAGCUGCUCAACGAUCCUCCCGGCUUGGCGCUGUUCCAGCAGUACCUCAAGAAGGAGUUUUCGGAUGAGAACAUUAGCUUCUGGCAAGCAAUUCGCACCCUUCAACGUGUCAAGCCCUCGGCUGUCAAGCACGAGGCCAAGGUGUUGUACGACAACUACAUUGCGCCGAACGCGCCGCACGAGGUCAACCUCGACGCGGCCACGCGUGAAAUCACCACGCGCAAUAUGGACAAUCCUGGCUACGAUUCGUUCGACGAAGCUCAGGCGCACAUUUUCAACCUGAUGGCGAAGGAUUCGUACCCACGCUUUUUGCGUUCGGAUGUCUACCAGAAUCUGAUCAAGUCUGCCGCUUCGUCGUAACAAGCUCUCCUGUUCUCUUUCGGGUUGUCAGUAGAGCUGCACCCGAAAAAAAGCAACGUGUUCAGUUUUUAUGUUUUGUCGAUUCAGUUUUCUCCCCCUGUUUAAUUUUUUCUUGGUUCUGGUGUGUUUGCACUCUGAUUCUGGCUUGUUUCCCCCGUCACAAGUCUAGGGUUGCGUAGUGCGGUUUAUGCUUUUGAAAUUGAAUAAACUACAUGCAAGUACAAACAA
Messenger RNA from Capsaspora owczarzaki ATCC 30864, 1567 nucleotides. RefSeq names its product G-protein signaling regulator. The transcript has 7 exons. Bases 38 to 1339 code for a protein of 433 amino acids. Lineage: Eukaryota; Filasterea; Ministeriida; Capsasporidae. Gene Ontology annotation, biological process: intracellular signal transduction; G protein-coupled receptor signaling pathway; regulation of G protein-coupled receptor signaling pathway. The record is from RefSeq and is a predicted model, not a curated record.